GAUUGAGCAGAGGAUUACGUUGGUUUGCUCGAUAAGCUUUAGUUGAUAGUCGAGUGCAGCGACUCCGCACUCGCACCUGUGUCCGUGCUGCGUGAGGAUCGCGCGCCAGUGCCACACGCGCGCCGCCACUCGUCCACGAGUGUCGUGGACUUCGUAACUCCUUGUUCCUCUUCGUAGCUGCUUCGUCUUCACCAUGGCGAUUACCAUAGACCUGGAUGCCAUACUCCUGGAGCUGGGCCAGUUCGGCCGCUACCAGAUCCGCAACUAUUGCUACAUUCUGGUGGUGAUCCUGAUGAGCGCUGUCUAUAACACACAGUACAUCUUCGCUGCAGGAGACGUGCCUUACAGAUGCAUGGUACCGGAAUGCGAGUCACCUCCCUUAGAUUACGAGGCCGGUGCAUGGGGUACCUGGGCCCUGCCGGACUCCGGCGGGCGCUGCGAGCGCCUGCAGCCCCUGGGCGAGGAGUGCGCCCCCUCCAGCUUCCACACCAACGAGACCAAGAGCUGCCAGGCCUGGGUUUACGAGCAUAACAAUACUAUCGUCAGUACGUUCGACUUGGCGUGUAAGGACUGGAUGCGCACGCUGGUGGGCUCCAUCCACGUGGCGGGAGUGUUCGCCGCGCUGCCCGUCACUGCCUUCAUCUCCGAUACGUACGGUCGUCGCGUGGCGCUGGUAAUCACGGCGGUGUCUCCAGCCCUGAUGGGCGUCAUCCGCGCCUUCUCCUCCUCCUACGUCAUGUACCUCUGCUUCGAGUUCCUCGACUCCUUCGUCGGAGCUGGCGUUUAUAGCACUGCAUUCAUUCUCGCCCUCGAGAUGGUGGGUCCCGACAAGCGCGUGCUGGGCGGCAACCUGAUCUCCAGCACGUUCGCGAUGGGUCAGGUGGUGACGGCGCUGGUGGCGUGGGUGGUGCCCUACUGGCGCACCUACACGCUCGUCAUCUACGCGCCCUCCGUGCUCUUCAUCAUCUACUACUGGCUCGUCGAGGAGAGCGUGCGCUGGCUGAUCAGCAAGGGAAACAAUAAAGAAGCUGCCAGAAUUAUCUUCAAAGCUGCUAAGAUGAACAGAAAGAAACUGUCCCCAGAAACAAUGAGAACAUUAACUGACCAGCCUGAAGAGAAGAAACCUGUCCAAAAUGAAUCAGAGACGGCAGAGGUGGACUCGCGCUCAAUUCUAGUGCAAGUAAUAAAGUCUAAGAGGAUCAUGUGCCGGCUGCUGGUGUGCUCGUUCUGGUGGAUCACGCUGACGUUCGUGUACUACGGGCUGUCCAUUAACUCGGUGUCACUGGCAGGGAACAGCUACGUGAACUUCAUCCUGACGUCGCUGGUAGAAAUCCCCGGCUACUGCCUCAGCGUGCUCACGCUCGACCGAUUCGGCAGGAAGAGUUCCACCAUGACUGCCUUCAUCGUAUGUGGACUAUCACUUGUGGCCAUGCCUUUUGUACCGGAGUCUAUACCGUGGCUGGCGACGACGCUGAACCUGCUGGGCAAGCUGUGCAUCAGCAUGGCGUUCAGCAGCGUGUACAUCUACACGGGCGAGCUGUUCCCCACGCAGGCGCGGCACAGCCUGCUCGGCGCCUGCUCCAUGGCCGGCCGCAUCGGAGCGCUCGUCGCGCCGCAGACACCGCUACUGAUGGCGUACAUGGAGGCGCUGCCGUACCUGAUCUUCGGCGUGAUGGCGACGUCUGCGGGGCUGCUGAUGCUGCUGACGCCGGAGACGCUCAAGGCGCACCUGCCCGACACCAUCGCGCAGGCUGAGGACAUGGACAAUAAGAAAGUCUCUGCCGAGUAGACCGACGAACAUACUACGUAAACAGCUUAUGUGCCGGACAGUGGACAUAGACUUUCUGGUACAGCUUUUCAGAAUAUACAAGAAUUUUCAGCAAAUGUGCAAAUAUCUGCAGAUUCUGAAAAAAAAAGUAUAGCAUCUACUUCUAGGAAAAUUGAUUACUUUUUUGCAGCCCAAAGAGCUUUUCAUGUGUUUCUGAUAUCGUUGUACCGAUCGUUUAGGUUUGCAAGCCCAGUGUGUGUGAUUUGGUCCGGCAUUCGUGAUUUUUGUAGUCAUUAUAGUUUAAAUGAGUAUUUUUAAUGUGCAUAGUAUUAUAGCUAAAAACGUAGUUAUAGCUAAUUAUUUAAAGUUAAUUUAUCUGUAUAUUUGUGGUUUGUUAAUGUUUCUAGUGAUGGUUUUUGUGUGUGAUCAAUAUUUAUUUAGUUUAAGAAGUAUUCUAGUUGUAAGUAAUAUUAAAAACUGACAUUGUCAUUACAGAAAAGUUAAACAGAUUGCUGUUUAGUUUUUUGUAACAACAACAAGAAAGUACAAACCGAGGUUCUAAGUUGGUCAUGGUUGUAGUGCUGUGAAAUAAGUGAUGUAUUCUUAAUAAUAUAGAUUGAUGUGUUGUGUUCAUAGUUGGCGAAUACAAUAAUAUUUAAAUGUUCAUCGUAUGUACCUAUAAGUUCACUUUAUUGUAAGAAUAAGUUACCGUUUAGUAAAGGUUCUGUUGUACCGUUAACCUUUGUUUCAAUCUGCAAUAAAAAUGAUAAAACAAAUGUACCAUUAUGUAGAGCUACUUUCAAGUGAGCUUUGGUGGCAAUAACCACCUCAAUGUCACACCAUUACAGUAUAAGACAAACUGUAAAAAGAUAAUAA
Helicoverpa armigera (cotton bollworm) is the source of this 2644-nucleotide messenger RNA. RefSeq names its product organic cation transporter protein. The coding region runs from base 194 to 1789 and encodes 531 amino acids. Gene Ontology annotation, molecular function: transmembrane transporter activity. NCBI's taxonomy places the organism in Eukaryota, Metazoa, Arthropoda, Insecta, Lepidoptera, Noctuidae. The transcript is spliced from 7 exons. Gene Ontology annotation, cellular component: membrane. Gene Ontology annotation, biological process: transmembrane transport. The record is from RefSeq and is a predicted model, not a curated record.